GUGGGGACGGGAGGAAUGACGGGAGUUUACGGGGCCGUGGGGUCAUGGGGUCGUGGGGCCACGGGUGAGCGUCCAUGUGGGGAUUGAGUGACACAGGCGGUGGGCGUGAGUGUUGGGGGCGAGGUUCAGGGCCAGCGAGUCACUAAUUGAUUGAGUCACUCAGCGCUUGUAUCCUCACCCGGUGGUAACUGCCAGGCACUCUUGCAAAUGUUUCACAUUAGCAGGAGCCCUGUGAGGUGUUACGAUGAUUAUUUUCAUGUUACAGAGAGAAAACGGCACAGUGUGGCUUGGCAACCUGUCCAAAGUCACGUAGGUAGCAAACCCGAGGAAUCCUUUUUCUUUUUAUUUUCCUGUACUUUGUUUAUCAUGUUUAUUGUUUCCAGUGUGUCUCUUCCUCUAGACUAGAAGUCUGGAGCUGGGAAUUUGAGAUUUUGUUCACUGAUGGAUUUGCAACACGGAGAACCGGCUCAUGGAAGGCACUCAUUUCUUCAGUGAAUAAAAGUGGCACAGCAGUCAAUCAGUUGGUUCCAAAGCCCGGACUCAGGAAGGCAGGGUUUCGCUCACUGAGGAUAAUUGAGCUGUGCAUGAAUGUUAACUCUUAAAGCUAGAAUGAGGGGUUGUCCCUCUUCUGUUGGGUAAAAACCUUUGGGUUUCACUCAACUUUACUGCAUGGAAGGGAGCAUAGGUGUUGCUAAUUGAAUCUCCCGUGGUCAUUGUGUUUCCAGGGUCAGAGUGCAGACCUGAGACCACUGCUCACCGACUCCAGACUCCAGUUUAUCUGUGCCCCAGCUUCCUCACUUAGUCGCAGAAGACUUAGGCUGAGGCCCCAGGAGGAGAUCUCCAUCCUUUGCAGGAGCACAACAAAUGGCCAUGUCCCAGAGCUGGAGUCUUACGGUGUUGGCCAGGCUGUUCUCCAAUGCCUGAAUUCAAGCAAUUCUCCUACCCUCGCCUUCCAGUAUGGUGAGAUUACAGGAAUCAUUGACCUUCAAGGACGUGUUUGUGGACUUCACCCUGGAGGAGUGGCAGCAACUGGACUCUGCCCAGAAGAACCUCUACAGGGAUGUCAUGCUGGAGAACUACAGUCACCUGGUGUCCGUGGGGUAUCUAGUUGCGAAGCCAGAUGUGAUCUUCAGGUUGGGACCAGGUGAAGAGUCCUGGAUGGCAGAUGGAGGGACCCCGGUACGGACCUGUGCAGGUGAGGACAGGCCAGAAGUCUGGCAAGUUGACGAGCAGGUAGAUCACUACAAGGAAAGCCAAGACAAACUUCUGUGGCAAGCUGCAUUCAUAGGCAAGGAAACACUGAAGGAUGAAAGUGGUCAAGAAUGUAAAAUAUGUAGAAAAAUCAUUUAUCUCAACACAGACUUUGUUUCCGUAAAACAAAGACUCCCUAAAUAUUAUUCAUGGGGAAGGUGUUCAAAACAUAAUUUAAACUUUCUUAGUCAAAAUAGAAGCUAUGUACGAAAGAAAGAUGAUGGAUGUAAGGCAUAUUGGAAAGUAUGCCUCCAUUAUAAUCUUCAUAAAGCUCAACCUGCAGAGAAAUUUUUUGACCCUAAUCAACGAGGGAAAGCCCUCCACCAAAAGCGAGCCCUUAGAAAAAGUCAGAGAAGUCAAACUGGGGAGAAACUCUACAAAUGUACUGAAUGUGGAAAAGUGUUUAUCCAGAAAGCAAACUUAGUUGUACAUCAAAGAACUCACACUGGAGAGAAACCUUAUGAAUGCUGUGAAUGUGCAAAAGCCUUCAGCCAGAAGUCAACCCUCAUAGCACACCAGAGAACUCACACAGGGGAGAAGCCCUAUGAAUGCAGUGAAUGUGGAAAAACCUUUAUCCAGAAGUCAACUCUGAUUAAACAUCAACGAACUCAUACAGGAGAGAAACCAUUUGUAUGUGACAAAUGUCCAAAAGCCUUUAAGAGUUCAUAUCAUCUUAUUAGACAUGAAAAAACACAUAUUAGACAAGCAUUUUAUAAAGGUAUUAAAUGUACUAAGUCCAGCCUUAUAUAUCAAAGGAUUCACACAAGUGAGAAACCUGAGUGCAGUGAACAUGGGAAAGCCUCUGAUGACAGGCCCAGUCCCACUAAACAUUGGAGAACUCAUACAAAAGAGAACAUUUAUGAGUGUAGUAAAUGUGGGAAAAGCUUCAGAGGAAAGUCACACCUCUCUGUUCAUCAGAGAAUUCAUACAGGAGAGAAACCCUAUGAAUGUAGUAUAUGUGGGAAGACUUUCAGUGGAAAGUCACACCUCUCUGUUCAUCAUAGAACUCAUACAGGAGAGAAACCUUAUGAAUGCAGAAGAUGUGGGAAAGCCUUUGGGGAGAAGUCAACCCUUAUUGUACAUCAGAGAAUGCAUACAGGAGAGAAACCCUAUAAAUGCAACGAAUGUGGGAAAGCCUUUAGUGAGAAGUCACCACUGAUUAAACAUCAGAGAAUUCAUACAGGAGAGAGACCCUAUGAAUGCACUGACUGUAAAAAAGCCUUCAGUAGGAAGUCAACUCUCAUCAAACAUCAGAGAAUUCAUACAGGAGAAAAACCUUACAAAUGUAAUGAAUGUGGGAAGGCCUUCAGUGUGAAAUCAACUCUCAUUGUGCAUCACAGAACUCAUACAGGAGAGAAACCUUAUGAAUGCAGAGACUGUGGGAAAGCAUUCAGUGGGAAGUCAACUCUCAUUAAACAUCAGAGAAGUCACACAGGAGAUAAAAACCUAUGAUUAUACUUGAGAGUGGGAUAAUUAUACUAGCAGUUAUUUGUCAUUUGACUAUUACUAGUCUCAUUAUUUGUCAAAUAAUUAAUCAUGGGGAGUAAUCUUAUAAAUGUCCAGAAUAUUGGAAAUUCUUGAUAUGUUAAUGUUCACUUAAUAAAAAGUACAAAAGUAUAA
Messenger RNA from Pongo pygmaeus (Bornean orangutan), 2871 nucleotides. RefSeq names its product zinc finger protein 674 (gene ZNF674). Gene Ontology annotation, biological process: regulation of transcription by RNA polymerase II. Bases 958 to 2703 code for a protein of 581 amino acids. Gene Ontology annotation, cellular component: nucleus. Gene Ontology annotation, molecular function: DNA-binding transcription factor activity, RNA polymerase II-specific; RNA polymerase II cis-regulatory region sequence-specific DNA binding. The transcript is spliced from 6 exons. Lineage: Eukaryota; Metazoa; Chordata; Mammalia; Primates; Hominidae. The record is from RefSeq and is a predicted model, not a curated record.